This is a messenger RNA of Meleagris gallopavo (turkey), 4590 nucleotides long. RefSeq names its product chromosome 3 C5orf22 homolog (gene C3H5orf22). Lineage: Eukaryota; Metazoa; Chordata; Aves; Galliformes; Phasianidae. The record is from RefSeq and is a predicted model, not a curated record.
GGGCACAAUGCCGCAGGAAGCACCGCCCCGCCAGGCAUGAGUGGCGCAGCGGCUGCCUGCGGGCCCUGGCCCCGCGGCGAGGGGCUGAGGGCGUACCCGGCGCUGCCGGUGUGGGUGGUGGAGGACCACCAGGACGUGCUGCCUUUCAUCUAUCGUGCAAUUGGUUCAAAGCAUCUGCCUGCCAGUAACAUCAGCUUUGUUCACCUUGAUUCCCACCCAGACCUCCUUAUCCCUGUGAAUAUGCCUGCAGAUACUGUGUUUGACAAAGAAGCGCUUUUUAAUGAGCUAAGUAUUGAGAACUGGAUUAUGCCUGCUGUUUAUGCUGGCCAUAUUUCUCAAGUGGUAUGGCUUCACCCACCAUGGGCUCAGCAGAUCUCAGAGGGAAAACACAAUUUCUUAGUUGGGAAAGACAUAUCAACAACUACAAUCAGGGUUACAGGUACAGAUCAUUACUUUUUAAGUGAUGGUCUUUAUGUCCCCGCUGAUCAGCUAGAAAAUCCAAAGCCUUUAAAUUUACAUGUCGUUCUCAUUAAUCCUACCGAAGCAUCAAACAGCCAGGAAAAAAAUGACAAAGUAGCAUCCGCUAAGAGACUGAAGCUAAAUACAGAUGACACAGCAAACACUGCUGCUACCUCUUCAUCAGUGGCUCCUGGUGACCACGAUAACAACUUCUCAAGUGUGAAGGACAAGGAAGUACAACAUGCUGGUGCCCUGAACAGGGCGAAAAUGUUGCCAGAAUGCUCAGCUUCAAGCUCCCUAAGAAACAAUGAAUGUCCAGUAAUGGAGGUUGCUAAAGAUAUCUGCCAAGUUCUUCAGAAUGGGGAUGCAUUUGUUUUAGACAUUGACUUAGAUUUUUUUUCAGUUAAGAAUCCAUUUAAAGAAAUGUACACAAAGACAGAAUAUGAGCUCUUACAGGAGUUGUACAAGUUCAAGAAACCUCACAGAAAUGCAACAGAGGAAGAUUUGCUGGAUUGUGUUGAAAACCGUGUCCAUCAGCUAGAAGAUCUAGAAGCAGCAUUUGCAGAUUUUUGUGACAGUGAUGACGAAGAGACCUUACAGAAGUGGGCUUCAUAUCCUGGAUUGAAACCACUUGUUCAACUAGUACAGAGUUUGAAAAGCAGAAUGGAGAGCCCAGACUAUGAAAUGGUCCAUCAGGCUGGUCUGACCUGUGAUUAUGUUGAACUUCCCCACCAUGUUAGCACCAAAGAGGAGAUUGAAGGCCUCUUACAGUCCAUGAAGAUUCUGCUGAAAAACAUACCUAAGCCCACACUUGUGACAGUUGCUCGAUCAAGUCUGGAUGACUAUUGCCCUUCAGAACAGGUUGACAUCAUUCAAGAGAAGGUUCUCAGUUUACUUGGUUUUAUGUAUGGCACUCUGGAUGUGCAUUUAGAUUACUCAAGCAAUUCAUCUUCUUUGUGAUCUUUCUUCAUGCGCUGCUUUCUAAUGCUGUAGAUGAAUUUAAAUUGUGUAUUGGCUGUUAUUUCAGCAGGUGGCACUAGAAUCCAAGCUGACCAGGAGUUUAAAUUGCAUUGCGUUUUCCAAACCAGCUGCAUCUGAACUACUACCAGUGUAGGAUUGCUCAGAUAAUUCUGCGAUUCUUAUUUUUCUGUUUUGAUUAUUCUUAACAUUGAAGCAAGAGGAACUAUGUCCACAGAAUGUAUUUUUUCACCUAAUUUCUUUAAGUAUGUUUAGAAAAGGACAUUUUAAAAAUAAAUUGAUUUCUUUUUUGUACUUAAACGUUUUGAUGAAGUUCAGUGAGUAACAGAUUUCUUCCUGAGUUACGCUGUACCUUUAAAAAAAAUAAUCUGAAAAAUGCCAUUAAAACCUUAAGUUUGCAUAAGGAUCUUUCUCAAGCACUGCUGUGCUUGAAUGGUCCAGGCACACUCCUCACAUUUUCUAGAUCAUCUUAUGGCUUCUGGCCCAUCCACAGAAUACUAUUUAUAACUUACAUUUAUAUUUUUCUAGAGUAUUUCACUGGUGACUCAGAUAAUAUGCCCAAUAUACAGACAUUGGCUUGGUCCAAGGACAGUGCAAAUACUUCUGUAAAUUGAUUUUUUUUCCUCCUUUCUGAACCAUGCUGAACAAGUAAAAAAUGUGCAUGAGGAAAGAAAGCAGCCAGAGUUCAUCUGAGUUUCAUUGGGAAUACUUCUGAUUAUAUAAUUCUGCUGUUGUACUUAGUGCAAAAAAAGUAAAUCUCCACUAAGAAUUUUUUGUUUCACAACAACAAACUGUUGUAAACUUCAGCUAAUGCACUCCACGUAACAGUAAUUCUAAAUGCAUGCAAACUUUUUUGUUGUUUUGAUUCUGAUUUUUUGCAUGUUGGAUUUUUUUGUUUGUUUGUUUUUGCUUUCUUAAGCCAGAGCACCAAGAAGCUCCAAAGACUCAGAAUAUGCUGCAUAUACUAGAAAAUACAUCACUACAGAGUCAUAGUCUGUAGUUACUAGGAUUCUCAAUGUUCUAAUUUACUACUAGGGGAAAAUGUUUUGCUAGCCUUGAAAGCCAACAAAUCAAAUGUGGAUAGACUAAUGUAAUGACUAAUACAGCAUUACAGCACUAUUAGGAAGCAUCAUAUGAUGAUAAUGAGAUAGUUAGAAAAAGUAUGGAAAAAAGAAGACAGAAGACAGGAGUGAGAAGGAGAGAGAGAAUCAGUAAAAAAACUGUUAUACCGUAUGUAUCACAUAAGUAAAAGCCAACAAACUGAAAGAGGAAAGGUUUUCUCACUUUACCUGACAGAAGUAAUGCCUCUUUGCUGUUGAACUUAAUUUCACCAUCUGCUGACUUCUCUGAGAGCACACAAAGGCCCAGAAAAUAAAUUAGUAUCUACAGAAGAAGAUGUGAGGAAUAAAGAAGAUUAAACCAUAAGAGAAAAGGUCUAUUGCACGCAUCCUUCAGUUAUGGAAAACAAAUUUUAUAUACGAUUGCUGCUUCUUGGUAAACUCUCUGAUACCUACUGGCUUUUUGCAGCCCUUGACUGCCUUAACCUGCUCCAAUAUUGAUUAACUAAUUCAGUGAAUGGCUGAAGCUGCAAAAGAACUCUGGAAGUCAUCUCAUCCAAAUACCCUACCCCAGUGAAGCAGGUCACCCAGGAGCUUGUUCAGAUUCCUGUUGAAGAUCCCUGGAGAUCUUUGAAAGGAUUAGAAUUAGUGGACCUAUUGACUAAUGCCUGAAAUAAUACUAUCCUGCUUUAUUUUUCUAUAUUACACUUCUUCUCUAUGUCCUCAAAGACUAUGUACACCCUUGAAAAUGAGCAAAGAGAGACAGAUCCCCACAGGAUAAUUUAGGUGCCUGAUUUGAAUUGAAGAACUUUUCUAACGUGUCUUAUUUUCUCUUUUAGUAAAGUGUUAAGGAAGACAGUUCUCCCGUUUUUAGGUUCUUCAGUCGAUGGCUAAAAUUUGAUUGGUGGACUCUACUCAUAAAUAGAAGAUAUUAAACAGCUUUUGCUUCAUCUGCCUUUGUCACACUGUUAAGUUCCUCACUUUAAGAGUUCACAGAUACAGAGACGAUGUGAAAAGGAUUGUAAAAAGUUAAUGACAAAAGCUAACCCUGGAAAGUAGAGUGAAACAGCAGUUGGAAACUACACAUCUGCUAAUAUUCCAUACUUUAACUUUUCUUAAUUAGUCUCAACAACUGUGAAGUAACAGUAGGAGAAACAGCGUAAAAUAUAAUACACAGGUAUAUUAAUUUAUUUGCUAAGGCAGAGAAGAAUACUGAAUUGCAGCCUGAUGCACCUAAAUAGUUCCAUGAAACUUUGGUAUGCAGUAAUUCGUGAUGAUGUUAUUGCCCUUUCUCCUAAAAUACUAUAAAUAAUGUCAUUAUUGUUAAAUAAAGUGGUUACAAUAUCUGGGGAAAAACAAACAAACAAAAACAAUGCCAGGAAGAGAAAGGAGAAAUAUAUCUUGACCUGUGUCUAGCUAACGUUUUAGCACUGAUUAUAUUGUUGUUAAAUUUUAUCUAAAUUCUGUCAAAGAAAUGCUGGAUUAAUUCUUUUUUUUUUUUCCCACAUGAAACAAGUUAAACAUUCCUACUGUUUUGAUUGGAAAAUGAAUGACAGCUGAGGAAAAUACUAUUUAUCUCAGUCUUGACAAUGAAAUAAAGUAGAAGUAAAAAGGCACUAAAUACGGAUUGCUUAGAACUUACAAGUAGAAUUAGUUGUGAUUACAAAAUUAUCUAGUUGGAGUAAAACUAGGUAAGUUUUCUAGCAAAACUAGAAGAGUGUUCUCAGGGUUCUAAUGCUUCCAAAACAUGAAGAAGUUCAUAUUUCAUAACUGAGAAUUUUCUGAAUUCUAUUAGCUGUUUCUGGAUAUCUCAUUUCAUAUAGAAUAAGACUGAGAUGGAGACUUAUGAAAUGGAGAACCAUGUAAAAAAAGUAGGCGUUGUUUUGGAUUGCUAUGUUAAAACACUACUGAGAAGGAUCAAUAAGGUUUUUGAGCGAGAAGACAUAAUUGUGCACACACUAAAUCAGGUGAUUAUCCACCAUGAAUGAAUUUAAACUGGAGUCAAAUUGUGAGAUACUUAAAACCAGUUUGGUAGUUGCGUGUUCUAGAUGCUAGGUAUAGAUAAUAAAGAAAAUUUUGUUUUCUCUUAAACUUA